AUGAGACUGACCUGGCAAUUAUGGCUCUUCAUCUCGUCUCUUGUUCAACUUACCGUAACUCAGGAGGUCGGUAACACGACAGAUCUCGUCUGCCGACCGUUUGGAACGUGUGAGCCUUGUCCAAAUGAUGCGCUGAACGAGCCCUUCUGCCAACCCUUCGGCAACCGUCGACUGAUGCAUUGCUCUCCUCGCACACCCUCUUCUGCAUAUCACCCUGCCUCCGGUCCAGUACCCUUCCGUGGCGAUGAACACGACUUCGACCGCGGACCGCCGCCCUUCGCGGGCGCCGACUCUGACACUGGCCAGUCUGAUCCCGACGGGGGCGAGAUCCCUGCUUGGGAGGCCUGCGGGCGCAUCGUUGCGAAGGAGCGCGGCGACUUCUACGAAUUCCUCGCAUGCAACGCCGUCAUUGCGGCUGUCGCACUCGUCGUCUUGUUUAUGCGCUCGAAACGCCUGCAGGCGAUGCAUGCUAGACAACUAGCGGCAAGGAUUGGACUUGUCAGAGGGCCUCCGGGAGGCUGGGCUACUGCGUAA
Messenger RNA from Rhodofomes roseus, 534 nucleotides. RefSeq lists its product as uncharacterized. The transcript has 3 exons. Bases 1 to 534 code for a protein of 177 amino acids. The record is from RefSeq and is a predicted model, not a curated record. NCBI's taxonomy places the organism in Eukaryota, Fungi, Basidiomycota, Agaricomycetes, Polyporales, Fomitopsidaceae.